Plasmodium vivax (malaria parasite P. vivax) is the source of this 861-nucleotide messenger RNA. RefSeq lists its product as hypothetical. The transcript has a single exon. Lineage: Eukaryota; Apicomplexa; Aconoidasida; Haemosporida; Plasmodiidae. The record is from RefSeq and is a predicted model, not a curated record. The coding region runs from base 1 to 861 and encodes 286 amino acids.
AUGUCAAUCAAGAUAAAUAAAGAUGAGAGCAAGCGGGUGCACGUGUGGAUAAGGAGUGCCAUCGGCACGCCGAACAGGAGGCAAUACAAGCAUAAAAAUAUUAUGUAUCCCUAUUUUCGCAUGUACAAGUCACCAUACAGAGCGCGUGACUCGCGGACUCGACAGGCAUUCUGGCCAUGCGUUGACAAGUACCCGUGGCACACCCAUCAAAAGAGGUGGGUAAAGCCAGAAGAGCUAAAUGUAAAAUUCUUUUCCGAGUUUGUUAAUAAGCCGCCGGACAAGAAGAACCUAUUUGAGACGUGCCACACGCUGCCGUUCAAUGGAGUCAACUGUCUUUUUUGGAACCCGGUUUAUCUGAAUAGCCAUAAGUAUUUUGCGAAACGUAGCAAGGUGAAGAAGCAGGCGGACACGGCGGAGGAGGACACAGCGGAUGAGGAGAAGCAGGCCGUGGAUGGUGGGGAACACCCUGGAGAGGGGCCCCCCCCGAUGGGCGGUCACGCAAACCAAAAGGUGAUAAGGAUCAACAACUUCCACUACAUUGUGCACAGCCAGGCUAAAAACGGCCUCUAUUUUUACCUCAAAUGCAUCCGCUACAGCAUGAGGCCAUUCAGGGGAAAAAUAAUUGGAGAUCUCUACAUGAACGAAAGAAAGAUCCGAAGCAACAUCUCCACAAAUGGGAUAAUAAAUGGGGAGUGGAAAUAUUCCUUUCCGCAUGUUAAGAUAAGUGAAAAGUUUUCCGACGCCGCGUUGGAUGACCCUGUCGCGGGGGAGGAGUCCGGGGGGGGGGUACUUGCCCAGUUGGUUAUAGCGGAUAAGUACACCUACCGGCCUCCCCUGCCCGGGUGUUUUAGCGGGCCAUGA